CCGCGCGCCGCAGUCCGGGCUGAAGCGUCUCGGCCGUGGCCGUGGCCGUUAGCGUUGCCUCCUGGAGGCUCUGGCGGCGGCGGCGACUCCCAGGGCUCGCGGAGGGCAGCCGGCCGCCCCCAGCUCGUGGCCGCCUCGAGCAGCCCGGCGCUGGGACUGGGGAGGCGAGGCGGCGGCGGCGGGUUGUGCCCGGCCCCCCUCCUCCUCGCCUCCGGUCCCCGGGCGACUGCGGACUCCGGGCAGUCCCCGGGCGGCGGCCGAGCGGACGGCGGGGGAUGGCGAGAUAGCGGCGCGGGAGCGGCCCGAUUGACUGCUUUGCACGGAUGAUGAACAUUUCCUUACGUUUGAGAAGACCAUCCCGGAUGGUGGAUGGUAAAAGGAUAAGGAUGACUUCAAGUUUCCAGUGGCUCUUACUAACAUUUAUUCUUCUGUAUUUAAUGAAUCAAGUAAAUAGCCAGGAAAGGGGGGCUCCUCGUGAUUUGAAGUGUAUAACUAACAAUUUGCAAGUGUGGGACUGUUCUUGGAAAGCACCCUCUGGAGCAGGCCAUGGUACUAUUUAUGAAGUUUGCAUUGAAAGCAGGUCCCGUUCUUGUUAUCAGUCAGAGAAAACAAAUGCUAAAAUCCCAGCUCUUUUACCUGGCGAUCAUGAAAUAACCAUAAAUCGUCUAUAUGACUUUGGAAAUCCUAUAAGUAAAUUCACACUAAAUGAAAAAAAUGUUUCCUUAAUUCCAGAUACUCCAGAGAUCUUGAAUUUGUCUGCUGAUUUCUCAACUUCUACAUUACACCUGAAGUGGAAUGACAGGGGUUCUAUUUUUCCCCGUCACUUAAAUGUCAUCUGGGAAGUUAAAAUUCUGCGUAAAGAAAAUACGGAAAUCAUAAAAUUAGUGACCCACAACACAACUGUGAAUGGCAAAGAUACAGUUCAUCACUGGAGUUGGGCCUCAGACAUGCCCCUAGAGUGCACCACCCAUUCUGUGGCAAUUAGAUGCUAUGUUGACGAUCCUCAUUUCUCUGGUCGCAAAGAGUGGAGUGACUGGAGCCCACUGAAGAACAUUUCUUGGUCUCCUGAUUCUCAGACUAAGGUUUUUCCUCAAGACAAAGUGAUACUUGUAGGCUCAGAUAUAACAUUUUGUUGUGUGACUCAAGAAAAAGUGUUAUCAGCACAGAUUGGCCAAACAAAUUGUCCCCUUAUUCAUCUUGAUGGGGAAAAUGUUGCAAUCAAGAUCCAUAAUAUUUCAGUUUCUGCAAACAGUGGAACAAAUGUGGUUUUCACAACAGAAGAUAACAUAUUUGGGACAGUUAUUUUCGCAGGAUAUCCACCUGAUAUUCCUCAAAAACUGAAUUGUGAGACAUACGAUUUAAAAGAGAUUAUAUGUACUUGGAAUCCCGGAAGACCGACAGCACUGGUGGGCCCACGCAAUACAAGUUACACUUUAUUUGAAAGUUUCUCAGGAAAAUAUGUUAAAUUUAAAAGAGUUGAAGCACCAACCAAUGAAAGCUACCAGUUAUUCUUUCAAAUGCGUCCAAAUCAAGAAAUAUAUAAUUUUACUUUGAAUGCUCGCAAUCCUCUGGGUCGGUCAGAAUCAACUAUUUUAGUUAACAUAACUGAGAAAGUUUAUCCUCGUAUUCCUACUUCAAUCAAAGUGAAGGAUGUUAAUUCAACAGCUGUUAUACUUUCCUGGCAUUUACCGGGCAACUUUGCAAAGAUUAAACUUCUAUGUCAAAUUGAAAUUAACAAAACGAACUCAGUACAAGAAUUGCGGAAUGUCACGAUCAGAGGAGUAGAAAAUUCAAGUUAUCUUGUAGCUGUGGACCAGUUAAACCCAUAUACUGUAUAUACUUUCCGGAUUCGCUGUUCUGCUGAAACUUUCUGGAAAUGGAGCAAAUGGAGCAAUGAAAAAAAAUAUUUAACCACAGAAGCCAUUCCUUCAAAGGGACCAGAUACUUGGAGAGAGUGGAGUUCUGAUGGAAAAAACUUAAUAAUCUAUUGGAAGCCUUUGCCCAUUAACGAAGCUAAUGGGAAAAUCCUUUCCUAUAAUGUGUCAUGUUCACUAGAUGAGGAGACACAGUCCCUUUCUGAGAUCCCUGAUCCUCAACAUAAGGCAGAACUACAACUUGAUAAAAACGACUACAUCAUCAGCGUGGUGGCAAAAAAUUCUGUUGGUUCAUCGCCACCUUCUAAAAUAGCUAGUAUGGAAAUUCCAAACGAUGAUCUCAAAGUAGAGCAGGCUGUCGGGAUGGGAAAUGGAAUUCUCCUCACGUGGAAUUACGAUCCCAGCAUGACUUGUGACUAUGUUAUUAAGUGGUGUAACUCCUCUCGGGCCGAGCCCUGCCUCAUGGACUGGAAAAAAGUCCCUUCCAACAGCACUGAAGCUGUAAUAGAAUCUGAUCAGUUUCGACCGGGUGUAAGAUACAAUUUUUUUCUGUAUGGGUGCAGAAAUCAAGGAUAUCAGUUACUGCGUUCUAUAAUCGGAUAUAUAGAAGAAUUGGCUCCAAUUGUUGCCCCAAAUUUUACUGUCGAGGACACAUCUGCAGAUUCAAUAUUAGUAAGAUGGGAAGAUAUUCCUGUGGAAGAGCUUAGAGGCUUUUUAAGAGGAUAUUUAUUUUACUUUGAAAAAGGAGAGAGAGACACAUCUAAGAUCAGGGGUUUGGAAUCAGGUCGUUCUGACAUAAAGGUUAAGAAUAUUACCGACCUCUCCCAGAAGACACUGAGAAUUGCCGAUCUUCAGGGUAAAACGAGUUACCAUCUGGUCCUGCGAGCCUAUACAGAUGGUGGAAUGGGCCCAGAGAAGAGCAUGUUUGUGGUGACAAAGGAAAAUUCUGUGGGAUUAAUUAUUGCCAUCCUCAUCCCAGUGGCGGUGGCAGUCAUUGUGGGAGUGGUAACGAGCAUUCUUUGCUAUCGGAAACGAGAAUGGAUUAAAGAAACCUUCUACCCUGACAUUCCAAAUCCAGAAAAUUGUAAAGCUUUACAGUUUCAGAAGAGUGUCUGUGAGGGAAACAGCGCUCUCAAAACAUUAGAAAUGAAUCCUUGUACCCCAAAUAAUGUUGAAGUUCUGGAAACUCGAUCAGCAGUUCCUAAAAUAGAAGAUACAGAAAUAAUUUCUCCCAUAGCCGAGCGCCCAGAAGAGAGCUCUGAUGCAGAACCCGAGAACCACGUGGUUGUGUCCUAUUGUCCGCCAGUCAUCGAGGAGGAAAUACCGAACCCGGGAGUGGAUGAAGCCGGAGGGACCUCACAAGUCAUUUACAUCGAUGUCCAGUCCAUGUAUCAGCCUCAGGCAAAACCAGAAGAGGAACAAGAGAGCGACCCCGUCGGGGGGGCAGGCUAUAAGCCACAAAUGCACCUCCCCAUCACUUCUACCAUAGAAGACCUGGCUGCAGACGCUGACUUAGAUAAAACUGCAGGUUACAGACCUCAGGCCAAUGUAAAUGCUUGGAACUUAGUAUCUCCAGACUCUCCCAGAUCCACAGACAGCAACAGUGAAAUUGUCUCUUUUGGAAGUCCCUGCUCCAUUAACUCCCGACAAUUUUUGAUUCCUCCUAAAGAUGAAGACUCUCCUAAAUCGAAUGGAGGAGGGUGGUCCUUUACAAACUUCUUCCAGAACAAACCGAAUGACUAACAGUGUCACUCUGUCACUUCAGUCUGCCAUCUCAGUAAGCUCUCACUGCUGGUGCUGCCGUGCCAGCACGGGGCAUCUUGGAGGGAUCCUGUGAAGUGUUGUUAGCAAGGUGGACCUCACUGCGCAAGUUACACUCCAAGUGUUAAUGUGCUCUUAACGUAGUCUCAUGGCCCAAGUAGGGUAACUCAGAAAUCCAGACCAUGCAACUCAAGUUUCGGAGCUAUCUGUGAUUAGAGCCAAAGAAUCUCUCGUGCUCCACCUUUGGGGAGCACUUCACGGCUAAUCCUGUCCGGUCCCACACAUGCAAAACAACUCCCACAGCAGCGCGUUCUGUUCUGUCAGUGGUUUUCUCAUACGGAUACUUUAUGGAAUUGCAAGCAGAUUUACAGGCACAGGAGAAAAAUGUCAAAGUAACAGAUGAUGUUUAUUUGCCUGACACUUGCUCCAUUUAGAUGAAAACCAAGCACAGAUUUCAAAAUUGUUAACAUCAUUCUCCUCUAUCCACAGCAUUUACGAAAAAUUAAUAUGAUUUUUAACGUAGCAACAGCUACUUAGUGUUUUGUUUGAUAAAGUAUACUGAUUUCCGUGCCUACUGUAUAAUGGUUAUCAAACAGUUUUCUCAGGGGUACAAACGUUGAAAAUGAGCGUGACACUGACCAGCCCAAAUGAGAAUCGUGUUCUCUUGCUUUGGGAGGGUUUACAAACCUGUCCCUUAUUUUGUAGCUUGCAUGCUGACUUCCCCUGUUGCAGUUGGUUGCCCUAAUACUUAAAAUUGAAAUUUCUGAGACUGCAGAUCUAAGUUUUUCUAAACAUCUGUUUUUUUGCGUGUGACACGGUGCCCGUUUUGUAAGCAUGAGCAAAUUCAGUAUUACUGAUAAACACAGGAUUCCAGGGGUUUCCUGUUUGAGGUGACUACUGGGCAGUCUCGCUGUGUCAGCUAUUCUCGUGCAGCCCUGAUCGGUGUCACUUUCUCCUGAGAAGGCUGUGCCACGGAGCCCCACGCACCCAGGCGGUGAUGACCCAGGACACCUCGUAGCAAACGUUCCUCCUGAUCGGGCGUUUAGGCAGGUUCUGCCUCUGAAAUGAUCGUGAGUCCAGACUGUUUGAUCCAGUCCUCAAAGUUUUAAAUCUAAAACUAAAAAGAUAAUGCUUCCUGUAGGAACAGUUACUCAAGGGCUAUUUUGUAUGAACUGUCACAAAGUCAGUUUGAAUCCGUGGGCACACCUGCAUUAAGGGCACAGCAUUUUCUUUGUGAGCUGCCCGUGAUUGUGUGUCUUCUCAGCAUCCUCUGCCCCCUUUGGUCUUCAUAAGUGAUGUCUAGGACGAAUGUGGUCAGAAUGAAAAACUCAAAAGUGUAUCUUCUGUUUCCCUCACGCCCACGUUGUCUUGUGUGUUUUGUCUUUUGACAGUUAAGGCAAAGUACCUGAAAAAUGGAAAUCUCUGAAUACAUCAAAAUGUGCCUGGUUUUUUCUUUUUUAUCAUCCGAGGUUCUGUGAUGCAUUUGCAUAUAAUGGAUCAGUUGUCUUUUUUCCUAGCUCCUAAUGUUUCUUUUAUAAAAACCAUGUCAUGGAAAAAAGC
Messenger RNA from Neofelis nebulosa (Clouded leopard), 5195 nucleotides. It is a transcript of the gene LIFR, whose product is annotated as LIF receptor subunit alpha. Gene Ontology annotation, molecular function: leukemia inhibitory factor receptor activity; cytokine binding; oncostatin-M receptor activity. The transcript is spliced from 20 exons. Bases 324 to 3617 code for a protein of 1097 amino acids. Gene Ontology annotation, biological process: positive regulation of cell population proliferation; cytokine-mediated signaling pathway. Gene Ontology annotation, cellular component: signaling receptor complex; external side of plasma membrane; membrane. The record is from RefSeq and is a predicted model, not a curated record. NCBI's taxonomy places the organism in Eukaryota, Metazoa, Chordata, Mammalia, Carnivora, Felidae.